AUGGCAUCCUACGCCACGGCAGAAUGGCUGCCGGUGAAUGAGCUCCGGAACCAUUUCACCGGGAAGCGCAGAGCGGAAGACGACCUGGAAUCCCAGUCUAAUAUAUCGUCACAUUUCAAGAAACUCCGGCUGAACCAAGCCGUGCCGCACCCUGGCAGUGCAUCAUUUCCUUCGAGUUCACCGCAGAUAUCACCUAGCACCACCACCGCCGCCGUCUCAUUCCGGCCGGAGAACAGCAUUCCUCCCAAUGUGGGCGCUGCGACGACCCAUCCUUCCACUUCCGCACAAUAUGACUCCUCCUCCUCCUCCUCUGCACCUUACGUCAAGAUGCCUACAAUGUCCGAUGGGGAUUUCAUGCCUGUGGACGAGACGCCCACCCGGGUCAUCAUCAGCAAUCUUGACGCCGAGAUCGCCCAGAUCGAGGCCGACGAGGCCGCCGCUGCGUCGGCCGUCUUUCUGCCGGAUAUAGACAAGAAGGUGUCCGCCAUACCGUCCCGAGUGCUGCGGCAUCGGGCGCCCGCCGCGCCGCCGGAGAACCUCAGCAGCGCGUUAGUCUUGUACCGCGAACCGACCAGUAUCACUGUUCCGGAGGAGAUGGAUGCGGUGAGAAAGGCUAUCGUCGCAGCCCGCGCCCGGGCCAGGGAGAAACAGGCAGAAGAACUCAGAGAAACACAAAGACAAGAGGCACUGCGCGAGACCGGCGGUACGGCGCCCGAGAUUGACCUGGAUGAUGCAAUAUACGAAGAUACGGCCCCAGCAGACGACGAAGAACUAGAUGCAGACGCCAUGGAAAUUGGAUAG
Messenger RNA from Capronia coronata CBS 617.96, 801 nucleotides. RefSeq lists its product as uncharacterized. The record is from RefSeq and is a predicted model, not a curated record. Lineage: Eukaryota; Fungi; Ascomycota; Eurotiomycetes; Chaetothyriales; Herpotrichiellaceae. Bases 1 to 801 code for a protein of 266 amino acids. The transcript has a single exon.